GUGUGUGUGUGUGUGUGUGUGUGUGUGUGUGUGUGUGUCUGUGUGCGUGUGCGUGCAUGUGUGUGCGUGCUCCCUGGCAGCCCCCUCUCACUCCUUUCCACUCCUCUUCUCCUCACCGCCGGUGUUGUGACCUCACCUCAGAAUGGAGAAACGUGGUAAAGGUGCAAAGGGGCCUGUGGCUGAACCUCCGGUGGACCUGACCGAUGAGCUAGGCCAGCAGCUGGAGGAGAUCAUCAGCACCUACCAGGUGGUGGAGCCCAUGGAUGCUGAGGAGGAUGCAGGCAGUGGGAAAGGUGUGGAGUCCUCCCCACAGAAGGAGAGUGGGAGCGCCAAAGAUCAGAAGUUGGAGAAGAAGCUGCUCAAAAACCUUGGUAAGGAGGCCAUGCUGCUGAUGCAGAGCCUGAACAAGCUGGGCAGCCCUGAGCAGAAGCUGGACGCUGUGAUCAGGAAGCAUGCUGAGCUGCUGGAAGAGCACCGUGGUGACCAGAAGCAGCUGAAGGUGCUGCAGAAGAAACUGCUGCAGGUGAUGAAAGAGAAGGACCAGCUCCAGAGCGAGCACAGCAGGGCCGUCCUCGCCCGCAGCAAGCUGGAGGGACUGUGCCGGGAGCUGCAGAGACACAACAAGACCCUCAAGGAGGAAACAUUGCAAAGGUGCAGAGAGGACGACAUGAAACGGAAAGAUAUCACCAGCCACUUCCAGAGCACCCUCUCUGACAUCCAGGCCCAGAUUGAGGAGCACAGCACGCGCAACACCAAACUGUGCAAAGAGAACACCGACCUGGCAGAGAAACUCAAGGGGCUCAUCGCACAGUACGACCAGCGGGAGGCGAACUUAGAGAAGGUAUUCAAACACCGAGACCUGCAGCAGAAGCUUGUGGAAACUAAACUCACCCAGGCCAACCUGAUGCUGAAGGAGGCUGAAGAGAGGCACAAAAUAGAGAAAGAACAUCUCCUGAAGCAGACUGCAGAGGCCAAACUGACAGUAAAACUUCUGAGAGAAGCUGAAAAUGACAUGAAAGCUCAGCUUGUUCGGUACUCUGAGAAGUUUGAUGAGUUCCAGGGCACUGUGUCCAAAAGCACGGGUGUGUAUGCUGGCUUCAAGCAGGACAUGGAAAGGAUGUCUAAAAAGAUGAAGAAGCUGGAGAAGGAGGCAAAUGGAUGGAAGAAUCGCUUUGAUGGCUGCAACAAGGCCCUGGUGGACAUGGUGUCAGAGAAAGUGGUACGGGAAAAAGAAUCUGAGCUCUUAACGACGAAGAACCAGAAGCUGGAGCAGCUCUGUCGGGCUCUGCAGGAGGAGAGGAGGAGCCUCGCCCAAAAGCUCCACGUGGGAGACAAGGUCGGAGCCCCCGAGGGACAGACACCUGCAGCUCCUACAGCAGAGACACCUGCAGCUCCUACAGCAGAGACACCUGCAGCUCCUACAGCAGAGACACCUGCAGCUCCUACAGAGGAAAAGCCCGAUGCCUCAGAGGAGAAGAAACCUGCAGAGACAACAGAGGAAAAGGCCAAGGUUAUGGAGAUGCCCACUCCAGCAGCACCUGACACAAAACCAGCUGAGCCGCCGAAAGCUGAAGCCACCCCUGAAUGCCCGCUGACCAAAGAGCUGUCCAGUCUGAAGGCCCGGCAGGCUCGGCUGAAGGAGGUUGCAACGAGCUUCACCGUCUCUCACAUCGUACCUCAUGACAUUCUGCUAGCCGCCGGGCAGAGUGACUCUGAAGAUGAGCACGAGCAUGAGGAGGGCACAGCGGGCCAACAGGAGCCUGGAGAUGCCAGUACCAGCCAUAAGGAGGGCACCGCGGGCCAACAGGAGCCGCCUGCAGAUGCCAGUACCAGCCAUGAGCAGACACAGAACCAGAGCCCAGAGCUGGAGAACGAGCCCUUACCGACCCCAGUGGAGGAACAGAGUGUGGAUUCAGUGCAGGUCAAUGGCUGCCAAGCAGAGACCCUGAUACCUGAGCAGCAGGAAGAGAGGGAUAGGGAGAUGGAGAGUGUUGACUAAAUAUCCUCUUAAUGGCUUUUGUUUUUAUGACUGUACUUCAUCAAAAAAUAACCAUUUUACAUUGCUACUGCCUUUCUUUGCAACAAUAUAAAGCCAGCAAUAAAGCUCAACUGAAUAAUUGUGGUUGGA
Messenger RNA from Clupea harengus (Atlantic herring), 2128 nucleotides. RefSeq names its product taxilin beta b (gene txlnbb). Gene Ontology annotation, molecular function: syntaxin binding. The record is from RefSeq and is a predicted model, not a curated record. Lineage: Eukaryota; Metazoa; Chordata; Actinopteri; Clupeiformes; Clupeidae.